CAAAGCUGCACAAGCAAGCUAAUUGCUUUCCUUUCUUCCUUGAGUCAUGGCGAAAAUGUUGGCUCCCCCUAUGCUGACUCAAUUCAUUGUGAUUGCGCUCUACAUUGCAGCUCUGCUGCUCAUUUCCUCUGAGGUGGCUACUGCCAUCAUGGAUGAUGCUUCUUCUGGAUUUAAUCUCGGAAGAAGGGCUCUUCUAGCUCAGUACAACACAGCCGGCAGAGGAGGAUAUAAUUAAGCAACACAGCAGCAAUUCUAUUCUGGUAGCAUAUGGAAUAUAUAUGUAGUAGUAUCUAGGCACAAGAGACUCGUUGCCUGAGGCAGGCUUGUUGUUAUGUAUCUUCUAAUGCAGUAAUAGAAUUAUGGUGAAAUAUGGAAUAAAGUGGCUUAUCCUUC
Molecule: messenger RNA, 393 nt
Organism: Rubroshorea leprosula
Lineage: Eukaryota; Viridiplantae; Streptophyta; Magnoliopsida; Malvales; Dipterocarpaceae
Source: the annotation of a GenBank genome assembly